This is a messenger RNA of Lodderomyces margitis, 1083 nucleotides long. RefSeq lists its product as uncharacterized. Lineage: Eukaryota; Fungi; Ascomycota; Pichiomycetes; Serinales; Debaryomycetaceae. The transcript has 2 exons. Bases 1 to 1083 code for a protein of 360 amino acids. The record is from RefSeq and is a predicted model, not a curated record.
AUGUCAGACUUAGGUAGAAAAGAUAUCGGAGACAAAAUCGAAAGCAAGGUUAAGCCAGACUCCCAAAAGUCCACUUUUGAACAAGCCAAAGACAAGGUUACUGAUGCUGUUGACAACUUGGCUGGAGGAAUUAGAACUUAUGUUUACAACUCCGACUCCUUGUCAGCUUAUGUGAAAUCCUUCAACAAUGCCACCACAAACAUUGAUGAAAUUCCCGUCAACGUUGUUUACUUAAUACAUCCACGCCUUGGCAACUAUAAGUUCACUGAAUCAAUUGCUUAUAAUGUAUUACAUCAAUACUACGCCAAGAAGCAAACAACUACUUCAUCAUCUACUGCAACGCCACCCUUGAUUUGCGUUACUUUUGAUUUGAGAAAUCACGGUGAACGUGAAGUUGAUUCUUUAAAUAAUUAUGGAUGGAAUGAACUUCCAGAUAGGAAAAACGAUACACAUGCAGUUGAUAUGGUGAGUUCAAUUAUGGGCAAUGUUGCUGAUAUUAAGUUGAUUAUUGACUUUUUGCCUAGUUACUUGAAUUUGGACGCAUUAUUAAGCAAUCGCUUCAAACAAACGCAUCAACAUUACAAUAUCCAAUAUAAUAACAUCUUAUCGGGAUAUUCUUUGGGUGGGCAUACUGUUUUCCGUUUUGCUAAUGAGUAUCCCGACUUGGUCACGGCCAUUAAUCCAGUUGUUGGAUCAAUCGAUUUAUCAAGCUUAUUGGUUAACAGAUUAAAACAAAAUCCAGUGGAUGGCGAUAAUUACGAUAAAAAAUGGUUCUUUUAUAACUACGCUGAAUUAGGAUUAACUGCAAAACAACAAGAUACGCAAUAUCCUGAAACUUUCCACAAGCUUUUAUCCAAACAGGAUGAAGAUAUUUUUGAGAAUUUCCCAAUGGGGAAAAUUGCCAUGUUUGCUAGUUUUGGUAAAGAGGAUACACUAGUACCACCCAGAUUGAGUUUGGUUUGGUGUGAUACAUAUUUGAAUACCAAUGAUAAAAGUGAGGUGUUUGUUCAGGAUGGAGUUGGCCAUGAAGUUACUAAGGAGAUGAUUGAUAGUUUUACCACUUGGUUAGCCAAACUAAUCUAA